Empidonax traillii (willow flycatcher) is the source of this 1285-nucleotide messenger RNA. RefSeq names its product integrin alpha-L-like. The record is from RefSeq and is a predicted model, not a curated record. Gene Ontology annotation, biological process: integrin-mediated signaling pathway; cell-cell adhesion; cell adhesion mediated by integrin. Gene Ontology annotation, cellular component: integrin complex; external side of plasma membrane. NCBI's taxonomy places the organism in Eukaryota, Metazoa, Chordata, Aves, Passeriformes, Tyrannidae. The transcript is spliced from 9 exons. The annotation marks the transcript as partial. Gene Ontology annotation, molecular function: integrin binding.
GUUACUCCCUGGCAGGGCUGCGGGUCCCUGGGCGGGCUCUGGUGGCCGCGGGUGCCCCCCGACAUCUCUACGUGGGGGGGGUCAUCCUCUUCGAGGUCCCCGAGGCUGCCGGGGACUGGAAGGUGCUGCAGACCCUCCAGGGGGAGCAGGUGGGGUCCUAUUUUGGGGCCACCCUCUGCGCCCUGGAGCAGGGCGGGGGGACGGUGGCGCUGCUGGUGGGGGCCCCCACCCACUACGAUGGGCGCCGGGGGGGACGAGUGUACCUGUACAGGUGGGACCAGGACUCCCUGCACCCCUCUGGGCAGCUUUGGGGUGCCCCUGGCCACCCCCUGGGGCGUUUUGGGGCGUCCCUGGCUGCACUGGGGGACCUGGACGGUGAUGACCUGCCCGAGGUGGCCGUGGGGGCCCCGCUGGAGGACGAGGAGCGUGGGGCCAUUUACAUCUUUUGGGGGCGGCCCGGGGGGGUGGAGCUGCACCCCCGCCAGAGGCUGCAGGGGGCCGUGGUGGCCCCGGGGCGAUUUUUCGGGCAGGCGGUGGCCGGGGGGCUGGACCUGACGGGGGAUGGGCUGGAGGACGUGGUCGUGGGGAUGGAGGGACACGUCGUGGUGAUGAGCCCCCUGCCCCCCCCCACUCACCCCCUUUCCCAGCAGGAUCCGGGGGUCCCCUGUGACCCCGUGGAGCCACAUCUGGGGGGCUCUGUGGGGCAGGAGCUGAACAGGAGCAUCACUCAGACCUGCUUCACCCCCCACCUGAGGCUGUUCCGCUGCCCCCCCACCCCGCUGACCCCAGGGUUCCCCGUGAGGGUCACGGUCAGUGCUGCCCUGCGGCCCCUCCCCCACAGCAAGGGCCCCGCCCACUCCCGCUUUUGCUCCGCCCUCUGGCUCGCUCUGGCCCCGCCCUUCGUGGAGGUCACGCCCCAAUUGAUCCGAGCCCAGGGGGUCACGGAGGUCGAGCUGCUGUGGGAAGUGAACCCCCUGCCCAGCUACGUGGGGGGAGGGGUGGGGGGGCUGCUCCUCCUCCUCCUCAUCGUCCUCGGCCUCGCCAAGUGUGGCUUUUUCCAGAGGAAUUACCGGGAGCGAAUGGAGCGGGAGGGGGAGGGGCCAGCAGAGGGGGAGAGGCCGGAGGAGGGGGAGAGAGAGGGGGAGGAGAGUCCCCCAAGUGGGGAAACCCCCAAAGAGGGGGACUCCCCCUCCUGACCUGCCCCGCCCCCCUCCCUCACCGGGUAAAAGCGGUUCUGAGCCCCUCCCACCACCAAAGGGGUUUCCAGCGCCUUCCCCACCCCAAU